AUGCAGAUAACACAGGCCAGGAAUGCUAAAACAUUAACUCCAUCCCAUAUGAAACAGUGUAUCCUUUCUGAAAGUCGAUUUGACUUCCUCAAAGACUUGGUUAAAAAUGUACCAGAUGCAAGUAUACAAGAAGAUAAUGAGUAUAAUGCACUUUUUGAAGAGAGUCCCAUUAGAGAGGUGCCCGUUGUUGUCCCCAAAAACCCUAGGGGCAGACCAAGAGAAAAACACCAGCCCCACACUGAAGUGAGUCCAUCACCAUCAAAUGAGCAGAGUACAUCCAGUAGGGCACCAGUUAUUCAUUAUGGACCAAAAGUUGUCAAAGCUGAGAACACAAAAUUGAACUUUUCAGCAAAAGAAUUAUUGAAAGAAGAACCAGAAUUACAUAAAGCAAUGAAAGAGGAGCCAGAAUUACACAUAACUAUAGCUUCAGAACAGUUGCCUGUCCCACAGCUUUUAUCUGCAAGUAUAUCAAGUAGUUUACCAUCCAGAGUUGUGUCAAGUGAUAAUGUGCCCCCAUUGAUACCAAUUUCCAAUUAUAAUCAGAAUACAAAUGACAGCCUAUGUAUUGAUGAGGAUUAUGAUAACUAG
Phaedon cochleariae (mustard beetle) is the source of this 588-nucleotide messenger RNA. The record is from the annotation of a GenBank genome assembly. NCBI's taxonomy places the organism in Eukaryota, Metazoa, Arthropoda, Insecta, Coleoptera, Chrysomelidae.